AUGCCCUCGACCUCCUCCCUCCUUCCCUCCACCGACUUCACCUUCGACGGCCUGCCAGCCUCUCCCGCGCCAGGCGGCGACUUUGCAGCGCUCAGACACUUCCGCACAUACACCCCGAGCGACUCCACCAGCCCGCUCGGUCCCGGUCUCCUCUCCGUCGCUGGACUGCUUGCUGCCCUUCAACCUCACACCGCAACUCUCGCCGGGACUCAGGCAGACAAAGACAGCGUCGCGAAGCCGGCGGUCACGUCUGUACGCCAGAGAGAAAAGGCGGAUGACCAAGUCGGGCGAGCAGGGACCUCCUCGCAGGCGAAAAGGAAGGGAAGGGCGGAACCGGUCGACGAUGAAGAUGAGAGCAGUCAGGCGGCUGGCAGGAUCCCCGAGAGCGAAGGCGGACGCGAAGAAUUGAGGAACAGCAGUAGCGAUGGUGGACAAGUUCGCAUCGGCGCUGCCAGAUGGCUCUUACGACAUCGAGGAUGGACCUCUCGCGUCUGUGGCUUCGUCCCUUCGCCAGCUCAGCCAGGUCAAUACGAUCGUCGACCGUACAAUCAAGGUCGAAACGAUCAAGCGACUGCUCAACGAGGUCGGUGGGUCAUCGAAACUCGACCUGCGGCGGAGCGAGCGCCUCUUUGGAACGUCUGUGCGCAGCACUGGCCACAGGAAGUGACGGGAUCAACUCUGGGAGAGUCCUACCGCCUUCUCGUCGCCUCUCAAGCCUCUUCUCCAAGCUCUCUCGACAGCGUCCGCGACCGCAAGCGUGCUACAAGCGCAGCGGACGGGGUAGAACGUCCGACCAAGCGCCCCAAACCCGCAGUGAGUUCGAGUGGUUCUUCGUCGCGAAGGAAACAGAAGAAGGCUUCGAACGGCGCGACGAAGCGUCUCAUCCCCGCAACAGACCCAAGCUGGAGCGGCUUCACUCUCAACAACCCGUUCAAGCAGAUGCCGAACGGACUCGUCGUUCGCUUUCCUGUCUCGCCAAAACUCGGAAUGCUCUCGAGUCAGACUCUCGAAGAACAGGCGAAGCGACUUUCAUCCAUCGUCGAGCUCAACGAGGACAACGGCUGCUUCAAUUGGAUGUUGCGACCCUACCGCAAUCAGGUCGAGAAGCUCCUGCCUCUCGCUCCCGCCCUUUCGUGCGACGUUCUCGAACCGCCUACGAAACACCCUCUCGCCUUCCAACCUAUCGACGGAACGCCUCUUAACCUCGCCAUCGCAUCGCAAGAUGUGCCCUUCCUCGCAUACUACGGCUAUCUCCACGAGCUUUACGCGCCGACGAUGGACGUCGCCGAGCGAUGGAUGGCCUUCAUCACCGAGUCAGAGCAGCUUGCGAUGGCUCGAGAGGCCGACUGUCUUUGCGCCCAUCUCGUCUACGCGGACGGGCUGAAGUGGUUUAAGAGGAAUGGCGGAUGGUCGGGCGAGAAGAAGCGCGUCGGUGCAUACAGCGGAUGGAGCGUGGGUCGGGAUUCGGUUGUCGAGGGCUCACAGCCGUCGGUGCGAGCCUAUGCCCACUUCACCACCGGCCGGCUCGACUCGAACGUCAAGGUCGUGCUGUCAAUGGUCGCCAAGUUCAAUGCCGCACAUUCCGACGCGCCUAUCGAGGUCGUUGGCGUCUUCACUGGCUCGGCAAUCAACGUUGACCCGCAAGGCGCGCUCAACCUCUCGGACGGGGAGAUCAUGACGCUGGAGCCGUUGACCAGCGCCGCACGCUUCACUGGCAUCACGCACGGCGGACUCAACGCCAUCUCGUGCGGAUCCGUCUACUACUACGACGACCUCGUCACCCUGCUGUACGCAGUCCCGCGCGGAGUCAAGCUGUCGGCUCUGCCGAAGGUCCCUGGCUUUCCCUCCUCCGCAGCCUCCGUCCUCCUGAACCGCCACCCGGCCACCAUGACCGUGCACGAAACGAUUCUCGCGCUCCAGGUGUCGCAGAGGCGACGCGAAAUGCGGAAGGACGGAUCGAAGCAGGACCAGGUGCCAAGGAGGGAACGCUUGCAGAAGAAGCGGUUCCGAAAGGGUCGCGGUCCCCUCUCCGUCACGCUCAACCUCGGCAAGAACGUCGUCGACUCACUUCUCAGGCGAUUCCCCCGCUUCGCUCGUACGCGCGUCUCAGAAGCGGUCGACCUGCCGGAAAGCCUGAUGGUCCAGAUCCGACCGUUCGAGUCCGAGCCGUUCUUCCCUACGCUCUCCUGGGUCGCCUGGACGUCCUAUCGCCGUGGCACGCUCCAGGACGACUUCCUUGGCGGCAUCAUCUCGGCGGGCUCGAUCCGAGUCGGCGUUCGCGUACGGUUGCAGACCAACUCGCGCCAGACUCUCGUUCGCAUGAUUCUCUGCGAGGACGACACCGCAAUCUUGGCAUCCUUCAACGUCGCUCUCGCUCAAGCGGCAGACGAGGCAUGGCUGUGGUGGGACGACGAGGAGAAGGUCUUUUACGCCAGCGCGGAUGAGGACGGAGACGAGCUGCUACAGUUGAAGAGCGGGGCGUGGCAGUGGGACAAGGAGACGGUCGUCGGGCGCAUCAACCCGUCAAUCUCGUUGAAGGGGGAGGAGAGGAAGAGCGCUGGCGAAGCAGCGAAGGAGAUGAUGGAGUCUAUCCUGCACUAG
Messenger RNA from Rhodotorula toruloides NP11, 2601 nucleotides. RefSeq lists its product as uncharacterized. The transcript has 5 exons. The coding region runs from base 1 to 2601 and encodes 866 amino acids. The record is from RefSeq and is a predicted model, not a curated record. Lineage: Eukaryota; Fungi; Basidiomycota; Microbotryomycetes; Sporidiobolales; Sporidiobolaceae.